This is a messenger RNA of Hippoglossus stenolepis (Pacific halibut), 910 nucleotides long. RefSeq names its product integrin alpha-M-like. The transcript has 4 exons. Gene Ontology annotation, molecular function: integrin binding. Bases 127 to 480 code for a protein of 117 amino acids. Gene Ontology annotation, biological process: cell adhesion mediated by integrin; cell-matrix adhesion; integrin-mediated signaling pathway. The record is from RefSeq and is a predicted model, not a curated record. Gene Ontology annotation, cellular component: integrin complex; external side of plasma membrane. NCBI's taxonomy places the organism in Eukaryota, Metazoa, Chordata, Actinopteri, Pleuronectiformes, Pleuronectidae.
AAUCUUUAAUUAAUAUCUUUCAGGUCCCGUCCUGUCUUCAACGUCAUCGCACAUCUCUCUUUUCUUCCUGAGGAAAUAAGCACUGAGAAGAUUAACUGUGUGGACAAAACAGAUGAAAAGUUACCCAUGGGAACCUUAAAAGUCUGCUUUGAAAUGGUAGAAAGCACAAAGAGCAAAGCCGACGUGAUGAGCUCAGGACUGAACAUCUCAUACAUGCUUAAUGUGGAUCCAGUGAGACAAACCUACCGAGGUUUCUUUGGAAAUGACAAGACAGCCAGGAGUCUUACUUCCACCUGCAACCUGACGGCUAAUGAAACUUGCUUCGAGCUCCCUGUCAACAUGCCUAAAUGUCUGAAAGACACUUUUUCACCCAUCAGCAUCAAAUUCAACUUUUCCCAAGUCGACAGUGAGAGUGCGAGUGCCGCCCUGAACGUGGACAGCAGAAGGUCGGAUACUGUUGAGGUUCCCUUUGAAAAGUAAUGUUUCCAACACAAGCUUGGUUGCUUCAAGAGGAAGCAGAGAAGAGGAGACAGAUGUUGUUCUUCAGGCUGACACUCCAUAUGAGAACAUAUAAUGCAAAAAGUGCAGCCCAUCCCCUGCAGGAGGCGCACAAACUGUCUUUAAAAACUAGGCAGGACUUGACGCUGACCUCAUGAUAUGACCCGCCCUCUCUCUCUCUCUCUCUACCAUCUCACAAGUUGACUUAUUACAUCAUAUUUCUGUUAAGAAAUCAUUUUAAUAAGCAUGCAUCAUACACAUAUCUUACAUAUAUGCACAGCAUACAAAGUUUGUGGUGGAGUAUUGAUGAAUGGUACUCAUUGUUCAAAAUGUAAUUUACAUACUUUACAAUGAGAAAAAAUAAAAUGUUCAUUUUAUUUGGCUUAAUAAACCAGCAUCUUUCCUGUCUGAA